Messenger RNA from Nannospalax galili (Upper Galilee mountains blind mole rat), 3712 nucleotides. It is a transcript of the gene Crtc1, whose product is annotated as CREB regulated transcription coactivator 1. Gene Ontology annotation, biological process: positive regulation of transcription by RNA polymerase II; protein homotetramerization. The coding region runs from base 42 to 1967 and encodes 641 amino acids. Lineage: Eukaryota; Metazoa; Chordata; Mammalia; Rodentia; Spalacidae. The transcript is spliced from 15 exons. Gene Ontology annotation, cellular component: cytoplasm; nucleus. The record is from RefSeq and is a predicted model, not a curated record. Gene Ontology annotation, molecular function: cAMP response element binding protein binding.
GAGGAGGAGGAGGAGGAGGAGGAGGAGGCGGCGGCGAGAAGAUGGCGACUUCGAACAAUCCGCGGAAAUUCAGCGAGAAGAUCGCGCUGCAUAACCAGAAGCAGGCGGAGGAGACUGCGGCCUUCGAGGAGGUCAUGAAGGACCUGAGCCUGACGCGGGCCGCGCGGCUUCAACUGCAAAAGACCCAGUACUUGCAGCUGGGCCCCAGUCGCGGCCAGUACUACGGCGGCUCCCUGCCCAAUGUGAACCAGAUCGGAAGUGGCACCAUGGAUCUCUCCUUCCAGCACAGCGGAUUUCUGGGGGAGGCCCUGGCAGCAGCACCGGUUUCUCUGACACCCUUUCAGUCCUCAGGCCUGGACACAAGUCGGACUACACGACAUCAUGGGCUGGUGGACAGAGUAUACCGAGAGCGUGGUAGGCUGGGCUCCCCGCACCGGAGACCCCUGUCUGUAGACAAGCAUGGGCGGCAGGCUGACAGCUGCCCCUACAGCACCGUGUACCUCUCACCACCCGCGGACACCAGCUGGAGGAGGACUAACUCUGACUCCGCCCUGCACCAGAGCACAAUGGCACCCACCCAGGCAGAACCCUUCACAAGCGGUUCCCAGGAUGCGCACCAGAAGAGAGUCUUACUACUAACUGUCCCAGGAAUGGAGGAGACUGCAUCUGAGGCAGACAAGAGCCUCUCCAAGCAGGCAUGGGACUCCAAGAAGACGGGUUCGAGGCCCAAGUCCUGUGAGGUCCCCGGAAUCAACAUCUUCCCAUCUGCAGACCAAGAGAACACGGCAGCCCUGAUUCCCAGCACCCACAACACAGGCGGAUCCUUGCCUGACCUCACCAACAUCCACUUUCCCUCCCCGCUCCCGACACCGCUGGACCCUGAGGAGCCCCCGUUCCCUGCGCUGAGCAGCUCCAGCAGCACAGGCAACCUGGCACACCUGGGCAUCAGCAGCACGGGCCAGGGUAUGAACACCCCAGGCUCCUCUCCGCAGCACCGGCCAACCGUCGUCAGCCCCCUGUCCCUCAGCACAGAGGCCAGGCGGCAGCAGGCCCAGCAGAUGUCACCCACCCUCUCCCCGCUGUCACCCAUCACUCAGGCUGUGGCUAUGGAUGCACUGUCUCUGGAGCAGCAAUUGCCCUACGCCUUCUUCACGCAGGCUGGCUCUCAGCAACCUCCACCACAGCCCCAGCCACCACCGCCGCCUCCACCUGUGUCCCAGCAGCAACAGCCGCCCCAACAGGUGUCCGUGGGACUCCCCCAGGGCGGCCCACUGCUGCCCAGUGCCAGCCUGACUCGGGGGCCAGCAGUCACGGUACCGUCCUCUCUUCCCCAGUCCCCCCCAGAGAACCCAGGCCAGCCACCCAUGGGGAUUGAUGUUGCUUCGGCACCAGCUCUGCAGUACCGCACGAGCACUGGGUCACCCGCCAACCAGUCUCCCACUUCUCCAGUCUCCAAUCAAGGCUUCUCCCCAGGCAGCUCCCCGCAACACACUUCCACCCUGGGCAGCGUGUUUGGGGACGCGUACUAUGAACAGCAGAUGACAGCCAGGCAGGCUAACGCUCUGUCCCGCCAGCUGGAGCAGUUCAACAUGAUGGAAAACUCCAUCAGCUCCAGCAGCCUGUACAGCCCGGGUGCCACCCUCAACUACUCCCAGGCUGCCAUGAUGGAUCUGAGUGGGAGCCACAGCAGCCUGCAGGACCCGCAGCAACUGGGCUAUGCUGGCCACAGUGGCAUCCCCAACAUCAUUCUCACCGUGACAGGAGAGUCCCCCCCUAGCCUCUCUAAAGAACUGACCAGCACCCUGGCAGGGGUCAACGAUGUUAGCUUCGACUCUGACCAUCAGUUCCCUCUGGAUGAACUGAAGAUUGACCCCCUGACUCUGGAUGGACUUCACAUGCUGAAUGACCCUGACAUGGUCCUCACUGAUGCAGCCACCGAGGACACCUUCCGGAUGGACCGCCUGUGAGCAGCCAUGCCCACUACCCGCCACUGGUCAGUGGUCCCCAAUGGCACCUCCCCGAGCCUGGGGAUGGCAGCUCUCUGCCCUCCUUUGCCAACGGCCAAGCUUGUGGUUCUAAGCUUGCAGUGCCGCCCAGCAACCCCCCCCAGCCUCCACCCAGUUCACCUGCGAUGCCCAGAGCGAGGCCACUGUCUGCCAGGCCAUCCACCCAUCCGCCCAUCAUCUACCUUGGGUGAGGCUGGUCUUGGAGGUGUAAGUGCCCUGCCCUCAUGGACACUCCCUGCACUCCCUCGCCCUCUCCUGGGAUAUGAGACCUCCGCUGUGGUCUCCUUCCAAGAUGCCCAAAGUGUCACUCCUGGACGUGGUGUGUUGAGCAGGCUGGAACAUGGGCAUGGGAGUGCUCCAGAGGGCCAAGGUGCACCAUCCACCGACUGUUCUCAGCUGUCACUGCCUUCCUUUGUUCCAGUCCCUCUCCGCCGCCAUCCCCACCCUGGUCAGGUCACGCAUGCCCACCAUGCCAGGGAGAAGGUAACAGAGCAAAGGGGCCAACCCAGAGCAAAAUAAACACUAUUUGGACAGUUGUCUUUUAUAUUCCUGAGCGCGCUCAAAGCGCGACAAUCGACCUGUGGCCCUGUGAGGUGUGGACAGAGUCCACCUAACCAGCUGGUGCCCCUGCCUCUGCUCUCUCCUGACCCUGUGCCCGCUGCCAGUGUGAUGGUGCCGGGCAAUGGAGGGUUGUAGGCCACCCGCCUGUUUUUGUCCCUCCUUAGUCCUGAGGUCAUCUAUACUGUUACUUAAGAUCUGGGGCUCAGGGGGUGGAUGCCCUGGUAUUGUUUGCUUUCUCUUAGUUCGUAUUAGCAUUUUGGUAACUGAUCUCUCAGCCUCUUGCCUGACAGCAUGUGUUAACCCCAGACCCACCUUGACUUGUUUUCUUUUUUAAAGCUAACUGGAACCUUAGCCUGAAGCACCAGCAAGCCCAGGUAUCCAGACUGCAUCCAGACUUGGUCUCACCCCCAUUUGUCACAACUCCAAAGAGCUGGUGGACCAGGUUGAGGGCUGGACACAACCCUGUCCUGGUGGCUGGACAUAUCUAUGUGUUAGAAACACAGGGCAGCCUCUGGGAAUGGGCCUUGGCUUUCUUUGGGGUCUCCAGACAACUCUGUUCUCCUUGAGCAUCCCCAAAUGCUGACCAGGUCUCAGAGCGGGUGGCAGGUGACUUGUGACUGCUUGGCCCUCUCUCUACUGAGGCUCCCUGUCACCGGAGACAGGGUCUGGCUUGCCCUCUGUGGGCCUCUUUUGGUCUUUGAAGCUCUGGUCCUACCCACCCCAAGUUGUACCUUGAUGCUGUCAUGCACAUCUGCCCACCAGGCUGGCACCUUCUGCUUGGUGUUUCUCCGUGGUAUAUUACCUGCCACCUGUGCUAGGGUGUGGGGAGCCUCUAUCAUGGGGAGCUGGUUCUCGUCCCAGCACCCUCCCUGGCCCUCCCCAAGCCACCUGGUGGCCAUUCGCAUGAGAAAGCUCUGUCAUUGUGCCCUCUGCUGUCCCACACUCUGGACUUGGGAACACAGCAUCCAUCUGUCCAGUUUACCUGUUAAGGUCGCAGGCCUUUUCUGUUACUGUGAUGGAGAAAAUAGUGGGGACUUUUUUUAUUAUUAAAGGAAGAUAGUAGCAGGUAUGGUGGCACAUGCCUGUCAUCCCAACAUUCUGGAGAUGGAGGCAGAAUGAUUAGGAAGUCAAGGCCAGCGUAGUCU